Archocentrus centrarchus (flier cichlid) is the source of this 1920-nucleotide messenger RNA. It is a transcript of the gene gxylt1b, whose product is annotated as glucoside xylosyltransferase 1b. Gene Ontology annotation, biological process: protein O-linked glycosylation via N-acetylgalactosamine. The coding region runs from base 52 to 1284 and encodes 410 amino acids. The record is from RefSeq and is a predicted model, not a curated record. Lineage: Eukaryota; Metazoa; Chordata; Actinopteri; Cichliformes; Cichlidae. The transcript is spliced from 7 exons. Gene Ontology annotation, molecular function: UDP-xylosyltransferase activity.
ACGCUGGUUUCUGUGUAAUGACUACAGCUCCGAGUUGCGUUUACAAGCUCUAUGAUGCGGCGGUACAUGCGCGCACUGAUGCUGUGCAUGGUGUUUGCCGUGUUUUCGGGCUUGUAUGUUUACAGUAGGCUGUUUUACUCGGGCGUGUCUGCCGGAGGAAACGGAGCAAAGAAGAUUUUCAUCCCACCGAGAGUGCCUGGAGCCAGGCGAGGGGUCGUGGAUAAAGACCCACACUGGUACAAUAGGUACAUCAUGCGUCAGCAGGUUCAGAUGGAGGCUGCUGGUACCAGACCUGAACCUGCCAUGCACUUGUCUGUGGUGGCCUGUGGGGAGAGGCUGGAGGAGACUCUCACCAUGAUCAAGUCUGCCGUGCUCUUCAGCAUCAAGCGCCUCCAUUUGCACAUCUUUGCAGAAGAUCAGCUCCACGCCAGCUUCAUUGAAGCCUUGGAGUCGUGGCCUGGUUUUAUUCGCUCCAGGUUCAACUACAGAGUUUACCCCAUCAGCUUCCCCAGUGAGAACGCGGCUGAGUGGAAGAAACUCUUCAAGCCCUGCGCUUCACAGCGACUCUUCUUACCUCUGAUCUUAAAGGACGUUGACUCCAUUGUGUAUGUCGACUCUGACAUCCUCUUCCUGCAGCCCGUAGACCACUUGUGGAGAUUGCUUUCCGACUUUAAUUCUUCUCAGCUGGCUGCUAUGGCCCCAGAGCACGAGGAGCCCCGCAUCGCCUGGUACAACCGCUUCGCCCGCCACCCAUUCUACGGCAGGACGGGCAUCAACUCAGGGGUCAUGCUCAUGAAUCUGACACGGAUGAGGAGCGUGUUCUUUAAGAAUGACAUGACAUCAGUGGGGCUGCGGUGGGAAGAGCUCCUGAUGCCUCUACUCCAGAAAUACAAACUGAACAUAACCUGGGGAGACCAGGACCUUCUCAAUAUCAUUUUUCACUACAACCCCGAGUCCUUGCUGGAGUUUCCGUGCCAGUGGAACUAUCGCCCAGAUCACUGCAUCUACGGCAGCAACUGUGCCUCAGCUGAGGAGGGUGGCAUCUACAUAUUGCAUGGAAACAGGGGAGUUUACCACGACUACAAACAGCCGGCUUUCAGGGCUGUCUACGAAGCCAUAAAAAAGUUCACUUUCGGCACAAAUCCAGCGACUUCUCUGUUGGAACCUUUAGAAGAGGAACUUUGGAAAACGACGCACACGUACUGUGGGAAAUCACACACACUCUUCACCAAGAGACUGAGAAACAGUGUGGUGAACAUCACCAGGAAGACUCACAAAUGGUGAUGAAACUGAAGGACGGCGAUGAGGCACAGACUCAAAGGACGGUCACGCCGUUGUGCUUUAGCUCGACUUUUGCGGACUCGAGCAAGGAAUUGAAGUGGUACCCGCUGAUCUUGAAAGCCUAAACACAACUGAAACUCUCCUGCUUUGUAUAUUUUUUUUACUGAUAUUUACAAAAUGUAAACAUGUCGUGUCAAAGCAAGAAAACUAGUGAAGAUGUGGCCGCUUGCAUUAAGGCAGCUGGGCUAGUCUCAGACUGAGACUUAUAACUGCUCACACUUUGUAAACUGCUGUGGAAAAGUGAUGUAAAAGCUCUGAAAUGCACUACAAUGUAGCAUCGGCCAAACGGUCCUGUAACAAAGCACCAAACCUGCUACAGAUGGACUUUUUUUUUUUUCCUUUCACAAACUAAAGAUUUUGUUAUUCAAGCAAACUUUCAGUGCCUUUUAUUUAUAGGCUAAAAGUGCAGAAGAUUUUUAGAAGAGUAGCUCCAUAUUUUCCAUAUUGGAGAGUUUAUUGACCCUUGUGAAACACGAGAAAUAACUGUAUCCAAACUGGAAUAAAGGUUUUCUGCAGAGUUCAGUUUUGGAGAGGCAUACGCACCGGACCACUUUUUUUAUCUUCCAGAAACCACCAACA